Hibiscus syriacus is the source of this 1550-nucleotide messenger RNA. RefSeq names its product transcription factor bHLH48-like. Gene Ontology annotation, biological process: regulation of DNA-templated transcription. Gene Ontology annotation, cellular component: nucleus. Gene Ontology annotation, molecular function: DNA-binding transcription factor activity; protein dimerization activity. The transcript is spliced from 7 exons. The record is from RefSeq and is a predicted model, not a curated record. Bases 220 to 1503 code for a protein of 427 amino acids. Lineage: Eukaryota; Viridiplantae; Streptophyta; Magnoliopsida; Malvales; Malvaceae.
UCUAUUAGCUCUAGAGCUUUUAAUUAUUUAUCUUUCAAUCAUUUUCCAUAUCCACUGAUUUUAGAAAAAUCAAUCGAUUGAGUUCUAAUUCUUAUUUCAGGUGUACGUAAUAAGAAAUUUUGUGUUAACUUUGAAGGCAAUCGUUCGUUUUUUGCGGUUACAAGGGCGGGAUAAAUUCACUUCUAAGACGGUAGACUAUCACGAUCUUACAAUUCUCUCAUGGAGUUGAACGAGGGGACGGCUGGAAUUGGAUCUAAUAAGACGGCGUCGGAGAGUGAUGAAGUGGCGGCACCCGAGUCGUUGCAAGUUACCGAUGAAAUCCGCUGUUUGAUGUUGGCUCCGGUGACCGAUAAUGCUAGUUCUUUCACGGCUCUGCUUGAACCUCCGGCUCUCCAAGCCGUUCAGCUCAUUCAAUCUCCGGACUCGUCUAAGCUUAUUGCUGCUCAAGCUCCGGCUCCGGCUCCGAACGUUGAUGAUUUCAAAGCCAGCUUUCAUUUUCCUUUUAAUAGUGGGUUAAUGGAACGAGCGGCGAAGUUCUCUAUGUUCACCGGAGAUGAUAUUGGUAACAUCAACGGCAAUAACAAAAGCAACUCGCCUGAACCGAGGUUGUACAAUUCAAGCGCCAGUCACCAGAAACCGGUGAAGAGUGAGCCGGGCGAGAACGAGUCACCUCAGCAGUUAGUUUCUGAUCCAACGGUGGAGAACCGGAGUAUCAAGAGAAAAGACCAAGGAAAGGUCAAAGGGUCGACAAAGAAAAGCAUAACUGCGGCGGAAGAGAGCUCCGACGACACCGAGAAGCUACCUUACGACCAUGUUAGAUCUCGCUGGGGACAAGCCACGGAUAGUCAUUGCUCAGCUGAGGGAGCAAGGAUAGAGAAGAUAAAUGCACGUAUGAAGCUUCUACAGGAGUUGAUUCCAGGAUGCAGUACGAUCUCGGGGACAGCGUUAGAGUUGGAUGAAAUCAUCAAUCAUGUGCAGUCCCUACAGCGUCAAGUGGAGUUCUUAUCAAUGAGACUCGAUGCAGUUAACCGAGGAAUUGAUUUCAACCUCGAUAGUGUAUAUAGUGUAUUCACAGCAGACAUUUGGAUCUUUCUCACUGUCAACCUUGCUAUAGAGAUUAUAUCGGCAGUUUUCGACCAGCUUGCUUCAGAGCGUAAGCCGGGAUUCGCCUUGGCAGCAAUGUUAAUGGCUCUCACAGGUUCGUUCGGAUGCAUAUCCGAGCUAACUUAUAAGGGUAGAAAGGAAAAGGGCAGAUGGAGAUGGGAUAGCCCCACAACGUAUAUGCGUUUCUGUAAUUUUGCAGAUAUAUUUGGAUUGGUAAGUGCCAUACUUCAAAGUAUUACAGCAGUUGUGGCGUAUGUCCUUUAUCUCCGGCAUUCUGAUAAUCCCAUCAAGCUCAACUUUUGGCCAAUUCUUUUUGCAAUUGCUCUUUUGUGCUCUCAAUUUCUAAAGGAUCGAAGUCGGAAGGCUUCUCGGCUUUAUCAUGAAGGUCAUACUGCAUAGCUUUUUUGUACAACUAUAUGUGCUGCUGAGAUUUUGUUGAUGAAACA